AUGCUUAGUAGAACAAUAAAUAGAGUAGUCACAUCUAUAAAGCCGCUUUCAAUAUUCAGAAUGUCAUCCUCUGCCGCUGCUCCUGCUCCUGCUGUUAAGACUCCAAAGGCUCCAAAGGCUCCGAAGAAAGGCAAAUUGCAAGUAUCUUUGAAAACGCCUAAGGGUACUAAGGACUGGGCUGACAGUGAUAUGAUUAUCAGAGAAGCCAUUUUCAGCACUUUAUCUGGUCUAUUCAAGAAGCAUGGUGGUGUCACCAUUGACACACCCGUCUUCGAGUUGAGAGAAAUUUUGGCAGGUAAGUAUGGUGAAGACUCCAAAUUAAUCUACAACUUGGAGGAUCAGGGUGGUGAACUAUGUUCUUUACGUUAUGAUUUGACUGUUCCCUUUGCUAGGUACGUUGCAAUGAACAACCUUCAAAGUAUCAAGAGGUAUCAUAUUGCAAAGGUCUACAGAAGAGAUCAACCAGCUAUGACCAAAGGUCGUAUGAGGGAGUUUUACCAGUGUGAUUUUGAUGUUGCAGGUGUCUUCGAAUCGAUGGUUCCUGAUUCUGAAUGUUUAUCCAUUUUAGUGGAAGGUUUGACCAGUUUGGGAAUCAAAGAUUUCAAAAUCAAACUAAAUCACAGGAAGAUUCUUGAUGGUAUCUUCCAAAUAUCUGGCGUUAAAGAUGAGGAUGUGAGGAAAAUCUCCUCUGCUGUCGAUAAAUUGGACAAAUCCCCAUGGGAGGCAGUCAAAAGGGAAAUGACUGAAGAAAAGGGUCAAUCUGAAGAAACAGCCGACAAAAUCGGUGAAUAUGUUAAAUUAAACGGUUCUUUGAAGGAAAUCCAUACCAUUCUGUCUGAAGAUGCCAAAAUCACUUCAAAUGAAAUGGCUAAACAAGGUUUGGAUGAGAUUGCUACUUUGAUGAAGUAUGCCGAAGCAUUUAACAUUGACUCAUUCAUCUCCUUUGAUCUUUCUCUUGCAAGAGGUUUGGAUUACUAUACAGGUUUAAUCUUUGAAGUUGUUACUUCAGCAUCUGCUCCACCAAAGAAUGCUUCAGAAUUGAAGAAGAAGGCGAAAUCUGUUGAAGACGCCUCAGAGUUUGUUGGUGUCGGCUCAAUUGCAGCCGGUGGCCGUUAUGAUAAUUUGGUCAACAUGUUUUCUGAAGCCUCCGGCAAAAAAUCUACUCAAAUCCCAUGUGUUGGUAUUUCUUUUGGUGUUGAAAGAAUAUUUUCUUUGAUCAAACAAAGAAUUAGUUCCUCUACAGUUAUAAAGCCAACUGCUACGCAGGUGUUUGUUAUGGCUUUUGGUGGUGGUAAAGACUGGACUGGUUAUUUACCUGAAAGAAUGAAGGUCACCAAGCAAUUAUGGGAUGCUGGUAUUGAAGCUGAAUAUGUUUAUAAAUCCAAGGCUAACCCUAGGAAGCAAUUUGACGCUGCUGAAAAAGCGGGUUGUCACAUUGCCGUGAUUCUCGGUAAGGAGGAGUACUUGGAGGGUAAAUUACGUGUCAAAAGAUUGGGCCAAGAAUUUGCCGAUGAUGAUGGUGAAUUGGUUAGUGCUGCUGACAUUGUCCCUAUUGUCCAAAAGAAGUUGUCACAAAUUCAUGAAGAUGGUCUUAAUGAAGUCACUCGUUUGAUUAAAGGACUAUAA
Saccharomyces paradoxus is the source of this 1626-nucleotide messenger RNA. RefSeq names its product histidine--tRNA ligase (gene HTS1). The transcript has a single exon. The coding region runs from base 1 to 1626 and encodes 541 amino acids. Gene Ontology annotation, molecular function: histidine-tRNA ligase activity; ATP binding. Gene Ontology annotation, cellular component: mitochondrion; cytoplasm. Lineage: Eukaryota; Fungi; Ascomycota; Saccharomycetes; Saccharomycetales; Saccharomycetaceae. Gene Ontology annotation, biological process: histidyl-tRNA aminoacylation; mitochondrial translation. The record is from RefSeq and is a predicted model, not a curated record.